AUGUCUAGCCGAUUAUUAAAAAAGUUCUUAAAGGAACAAAAUAGAGAUGAGAUAAAUAAAAUAACCCAAUCUGUGGAUGCAGAAUCGUUACCCCUAAAUCCUUCUCCUAAAAAAAAAAAACAAAUUUUCAAAUAUUUAGAAGAAUCACAAAAUGAUGAAGAUACAAGUGAAAGUACGAGUCAGAUGGAGGAAGAUGGGAAAUCAACCAUUUCUAGCAAAAAUGCACAAAGUCAAAAUAAACAAAAAAAAGGGGGUGUAAGUAAAAAAGAGACCGAACAACAUACAAAACAAGAAACAGAAGAAAAUAAAAAGAAAAAGAAGAAGAAAAAAAAAAAGAAAAAAAAUAAAGAUGACGAAUUCGAAGAAUUAUUAAAUCAAAUUGGUGAAGAGCAAGGUGAGAAACAAGAACAAGAACUAAAUAUUAAAACACCCAAAACCCCAAGCAACAAUAAUAGCAUUACCAAUAGUAAUGAAUUACUGAAGGAAGAUCAUGAAUUAAAGGAAGAAGUCCAGCUUUGGGCAUGUACACAUGAAAAAUAUAAAUAUUGCUUGAAAUUAGAAAAAAGUAAUUUUGAUGUAAAUGUAGAAUUGAAAAGAAUAUUUGGUAAAGAUUUUGUUAAAGAAAACAAAUUUGUUAAAAAAAGUAAAAUCAAAUAUUUGAAAAAUUGGCUAGUUCAAGAUUAUAGUACAAAAACAAUACAAACACCAUUAACCAUGAAAUAUAUUGACAAUGAAUUUAAAAUCGAAAAAGAAAAACUAUAUUUAGAAGCAGAAAAUUUAUUCUAUUUAUUAUUAGAUACACAUGAUAUACAAUCAAUGAAUGAUCUAGUAAAAAGAUUUCCAUUUCAUAUAGAUACACUAUUAAUAUUAGCUGAAUAUUAUAAUGAAACAAAUAAUUAUGAGGUAGCUAAUCAGUAUAUUAAAAUGUCUUUAUUAUUAUUACAAAGUAUUUUUCAUAUGAAUUUUAAUAUAGAUUAUAUAAAUAAUAAUAAUAAAAUAUAUGUUAAUCCACAAUUAUAUGAUAAUAAAGUUUUAUUUAAAACUUUAUAUAUGCAUAUGCAAUCUCUUGAAUAUGAAGGGUGCACUAUAACAUCAUUAGAAAUUGCAAAACUUUUGUGUAAAAUUGAUUUAUGCAAUGACUUAUGUGGUAUACUUUUAAGAAUUGAUGGGCUUAUGUUAAAAGGAAAUGUUUUAGAAUUUUUGAUUUUUUUCUCAUUCAAUUUUAUCCUUCAAAAUGCUCAUUAUGUUAUGCCACUAUCUAGAACUAGCGAAAUUAUAUCAGAUUUUUUUUUUAACAAAAAUAAUGUUAAAAAUGAUGAAAAUAGUACUACGACAAAAUUAAAUUCAAAUGAGGAAAUAUCUCAUAAUAUUUCUACUAACCAUCAAAAUACUAAUGAUAUAUCAAAAAUGGGAGAAAAUAUGUCUUCAUUAAAACGACAGGAUGAAAACAUUUUCACUGAUGACAAAAAAGUUUAUGAACAGUUCAGUCAAAAUAAUGAUUUUACUAAAAAAUUACCUGAACAAGAUAGAAAUAAUGGCAAAUUGGAUUAUUUACAAAAUACACACACAAAAAAAAAAUAUGAUUUUCAAAAUUAUGAAAUUAGACUUCAUUUUAUUUUACCAAAUUUUGCCUUUUCUAUACCAUUAUGUUUAUAUCUAAAAAAUAAUACUUAUGUAAAUUAUGAUGAAAUUCAUAAAAUUAAAAAAAGUGAUAUAUUAUCUUCUUUUUCUUAUGAAGAAUGUAAAUUUUUAAUUCCACAUUUUAAUAUAAAUUUUAAUUGUUAUUGGGGUAAUAAUAAUGUUAACAACAUAUGUGAAAAAAAAAAUAUGUUGUAUUCUUUAUCAUAUUCUGCUCAUUUAUUCUUAACUAGGGCAUUAUUAUUUUACCCCGAUUUUGUUCAAAUAUUUGUAAAAUAUAAUAAUUUUAAUACAACAAAAAUUGUUAAAAAUACUAUAUAUGAUAUAACCUUUAAGCAUAUAUUAUCACAUCCCCCAUUUUCAGACAAUACAUUAUUUAGUAAUAAAGAAGAAUAUGAAAUUGUCCAAAAACUCAUAUUAGCUUAUUUGGAAAAAAAUAAUAUAUAUUAUAAAUCUGAGAAAAUGAUUACCUGGAUACAUGUGUGCAGUGCAUUUAUACACGAAAUGUAUAAGGAUGAAUUAGUGGCCAAGGAAAUCGAUGAAGUACGAAAACAAUGGCACAGAAGAAUUCCACUUUUAGAUAUAAAUAAAUAUAAAGGAGUACGAGUGAGUGAAUUUAAAUCCAGAAAUUAUUUAUUACCCAAUUUCAUGAUGGAAAAAACUGAAUCACGUCCACCUCCUGUCCCAAGCACAACAUCACAAUAUUAUGUCUCAUUAGAUAGCAACGUACUCGUAGCUUUUUUUCAAUGUUUGCUUCCUUGGUAUCAAGUAGACUAUUAUGGGACCCAAUCACGACCUGUGUAUUUGGGGACAAUAUUGGAAGCAGUAGUAAAAGAAACUAAGCGUUUUUUAAAUAUUUAA
Plasmodium vinckei vinckei is the source of this 2499-nucleotide messenger RNA. RefSeq names its product transcription factor 25, putative. The coding region runs from base 1 to 2499 and encodes 832 amino acids. NCBI's taxonomy places the organism in Eukaryota, Apicomplexa, Aconoidasida, Haemosporida, Plasmodiidae. The transcript is spliced from 3 exons. Gene Ontology annotation, cellular component: RQC complex. The record is from RefSeq and is a predicted model, not a curated record.